GGAGAGCCGAGGAGGGCGCGCAAGUUUCGCACGGGCCGGUAGCAAUUGUGUGAACGAAAGGGAACCGAGCGAGGCUGGAUGUGACGAGAAAGAAGCACGCCUGGCGUUCCGAAAGUCAUGCUUAUUGAAAGGAGACCGCGGCGAAGCUGACUUGCCUCCCAUCCUUAUUCUGUCUCUCACACGCCUAGUACGGCUUUUUAUUGCCCACUCAGUAAUUGGAGAGGCGCUGCAUGCUGGGACCAAUGAGGCAACCCGUGCUGCAAGGCUUGCUGGGAAUUGUAGUUUUAGCAGGCCAGGAACUCCCGUCGAUAAGCUAUUAGAGCGCGCCGCUCCGGAGGGCUCCUCUCGUUUUUCCCUCGGUCCCCCGCCCCCCCGUAUAGAGUGACAGCCGUUUUGGCCAAUUGGGAUCUGCGUUUCUGCGCUGCUCCGUUCUAAGGCAUUCCAAGCUAGGAUUCGCGCUCCCGCGAGAAUCAGAGAGAGGGGCCUAAGAAGAGGGUACAUUGGAUAAGUAACCGAGAAGUGCUUAAGAGUGAGAUGGAAGAUGAGGAGUUACAGGAUUGAGGAUGAAUGAAAUGCACAAGAAACAGUAAAGAGAGUUGUGGUUUUGCUUUGGACGAACUGUGCUUAUACAGAUGGUUGGCUAGACUUGGGCAUUGAAUCGUACAAACUGAGCACACCUUAGAAUAUACUCAGUGCUCUUCAGGAUUUGUGCUUUUAAGAAAAAAAGAUCAGUUAUGGUCGGAAUGAAAGGCUUAUAUUGGCAGCAGAAUUCAUCUGGAGAAGAGACCACUUUUGUUUUCCUGGAAAAGGAUAACCUUCCUGUCACAAGAGACAACUAUGUGAAAGUGCAAGUGAAAGCCUGUGCUCUAAGUUGGAUCAAUGAUAAGUCCGGCCCCCACAAGGUCUGAGCUUUUGUCAGAAAUCAAGAUCAAGAAGGAGUUUCUACCUGUUGGGAGGGAAAUUGCUGGUGUUGUGUUGGAGACUGGAAAUAAAGUGACCUUCUUUCAACCAAAUGAUGAGGUAGUCGGAAUUUUACCACUGGAUUCAGAAGAGUCUGGUUUGUGCGAAGUUGUUCUCGUUCAUGAACAUUAUUUAGCUCAUAAGCCAGAAAAGGUCUCCUGGCUUGAAGCAGCAGGCACCAUUCGUGAUGGUCUUCGUGCAUAUACAGCUCUACAUUACCUCUCCUACGCCACUCCAGGAAAAACUGUUCUGGUGAUGGAUGGAGCAAGUCCAUUUGGUACAAUCGCUAUUCAGCUAGCACAACACAGAGGAGCUAAAGUAAUUUCUACUAUAUAUAGUCUUGAAGACAAGCAGUAUCUUGAGAGGCUUACGCCAUCUGUGGGUGUCAAGCAACCAUUAGUAGCUCGUAUUAUAGAUGAAACCAAUGGAACAUGUGACCUGACAGAAAGCUGUUUGGAGGAGACAGGCGGAUUAGGAGUGGAUAUCAUCCUUGACGCAGGAGUGAGAUUAUACAGUAAAGAAAAUGAAGUAACUUCACAACAAUUGCUGCCGCACAAACAUGACAUUAUUUCAUUGCUCAGUGUUGGAGGCCACUGGGUUACCAUGGAAGAAAAUCUCCAGUUGGAUCCUCCAGAUAGUCGUUGCCUUUUCCUCAAAGGUGCUACAGUCUCUUUCCUGAAUGAUGAGGUGUGGAAUUUGUCAAAUAUGCAACAAGGGAAAUACUUAUGCAUUCUAGAAGAUGUAAUGGAGAAGCUAUCCAGUGGUGUUUUCAGGCCUCAUUUGGAUGAUCCCAUCCCAUUAUAUGAAGCCAAAGUUUCUAUGGAAAUGGUUCAGAAGAACGAAGCAAGAAAAAGACAAGUUAUCCAGCUCUGAAGCACAGAUGCUUAGCUUUUAAGUGAAGUGUAAAUUUGUGGACUUUGUCUCAAUUGCCUACUUAUAAAGGAUUGGUCAAUGAGUUUCAACUAAUGUUUUAAUUACUGUUUGAAUAUUCUUUACAAGUUCUGGGGGAGAAAUUAGAGCUUUGAUUUUUUUUCCCCAUUACCAUGUCUAAAAGAGUAUUUCUGUUAGCAAUUGAAAGUUUACUCAUAUUUGUGGUCCUCCAACAUGCCGUCCAUCCGUUCUGCACCCCCCCAUCACUCCUGUGCUUAGCAGACAACACUUUCCUUUUGUCUGUUCAGUUUUAUGCAUUUUGCUGUGCUUUGUUUUACUUGGACCAUCUAUACACUAUGGGGGUGGAAAGGUGUCCCUGGAAAACACUUGUAACAUUGGCAAGAUUCUGAAUGUGCUUUCUCAAUCUGACCUUAUUUUUAUGGUGGCUUCGCUAUGUUUUUUAUUUAGCCUUUCCAUCUAGAAAACACAGGAUCUAUCAGCACCUAUAGAUGACAUGCAUUGCCAAGGGUCUUUUUAUACAAGCAGCAUUCUGUGGAAUAAGUGUACAUUUGUUAGGCAUUUGCUUUGCACAGUCCACAUUUCUGUCUUUAAGACAGCACUGCAGUGGGUAGGAUACUGCAUUUACUAAGUACCUAAGUGCAAUAUUUGCACCUGGAGAAAAUGCAGUAUAUGCUUUCAUACAGCACAUACUCUGUUAUUACAAUUCCUUGAUGAAGUGUUGUUUUUGUGACUGUCACAAGUACUUAACUGGGUAUAUUCUGUGAUGUAAUUAGUAAUCUAUACUCAUGUAAAUUUAUGAUUUACCAUUGUUAAAUUUCAAAUUGUACAUGGCAGAAUAGACCUUAGUCACAGUCAUUAAUUUCAGUGGGUCUACUCUGAGUAAAAGCCAGCUAUUCUGAUUUUUUCCCUUUUAUAAAUUUAGCCUUGUGUUAUAUAUAGUUCAUGCAUAUAGCCCAGUCCACAAAAGAGGGAUGGAGAGGCAAACAGGGCUAUUCCCAUCACCUGCCACACCAUAGUGGGAUAUGUCUUGCUGCUGUGGGAUAGUGGUCACACUUUGGCUCCUCAUCUAAGACCUUCCUCUGUUCUUCUCCUCAAUAUUGUCUAAUUUGUCCCUUCUCUGCUAAUAAAAGGUGGUUGCAUUCUCA
Messenger RNA from Podarcis muralis (Common wall lizard), 2996 nucleotides. The record is from RefSeq and is a predicted model, not a curated record. NCBI's taxonomy places the organism in Eukaryota, Metazoa, Chordata, Lepidosauria, Squamata, Lacertidae.